CUGAAUUUUAUUGUAGGAAACAAAAACAUUAAAUCGAGUGGGAAGUGUUGCUUGGUAGCGAGUGUCGAAGGGGUAAAACGUUACGUUUAAACCUCUUCAUUGCAUUCGCAUUCGAUCCGUUUCCGCUAACAUUAACAACAAUGGAGGAUUCAAAACCACAACAGCAGCGAAAGAAAAACUACCGAAAGAGAAGCGCUCCAACAGACGAAGAUCGACUUCCUCCCUCUCAGAACAACAAUGAAUCAGACGAUGAACGAGAAAGAAGAAUGGCACUGGAGGAAAUCAAGCUUCUCCAAAAGCAGCGGGAAAGGAAAUCGGGAAUUCCAGCAAACCCUAGUUUGCAAGCGCAGAGUGGAACAGUCGGCGCUUUGGCUGCUAAAGCCGCCGAAAAGAACGACGGUGAUGGCGGCGACAAGGAUGAGCUCGUUCUUCAAGAUACCUUCGCUCAAGAGACCGCUGUUUUGGUUGAAGACCCUAAUAUGGUGAAAUACAUCGAGCACGAGUUAGCGAAGAAGAGGGGAAGGAAAGUGGAUGCUGCUGAUCAAGUUGAGAAUGAGCUGAAACGUGCUGAAGAUGAACUUUAUAAGAUCCCUGAGCAUCUUAAAGUAAAAAGGCGAAAUUCUGAAGAAAGCUCUACUCAGUGGACUACUGGUAUUGCUGAGGUUCAGCUUCCAAUCGAAUAUAAAUUAAAAAAUAUUGAAGAAACAGAGGCUGCCAAAAAGCUUCUACAGGAAAAGAGACUUAUGGGUCGGACAAAGUCAGAUUUCAGCAUACCAUCGAGUUAUAGUGCUGAUUAUUUCCAACGUGGAAGGGAUUAUGCUGAAAAACUUAGAAGAGAACAUCCAGAGUUGUACAAAGAUAGAAGUUCACAGGAUGAUAGUUCUGGAUCCAAACAAAAUGAUUUAAGCACUGAUGGCACUGGAGCAGUACAGAGGCAGGCUGCAACAGAUGAAUUCAUGUUAGAGCGCUUCAGGAAAAGAGAACGCCACCGUGUAAUGCGAAGAUGACAUGAAUGUAUAUUUGUGGCAUACCAUGCAAAAGUCCAUCAAAGAUUGGUGGAGGUCCAGCUUCUGUUGAUUGGGAUGCCAUUGCCAUUGAUUUACACCAGUUCCUUAAUUCAAACUGUUGCCAAAAGAUCAUAGGGCUGCUUGAGCAUUAAUUUUUGUUGGUUCUCUUCUUUAGAUAAAAAAUAUAUUGAUCACGGCCCGCGGCCUGUCUGACUAUUCAGUGGCUUAUGUUGAGAGGUAGCAAUAGAAGUGUGUGUGAACAUCCCUAGCGAAGGCUAGAAUGGUGAUGGGGUCACCUACCUGCUUGUAAGCCGAUUUGGAUGUAUAAUAUUGACUUUCAAAAUAUUUAAUCUAUCCAUUGAAAACUUUUCC
This is a messenger RNA of Vigna radiata var. radiata (mung bean), 1379 nucleotides long. RefSeq lists its product as uncharacterized. Gene Ontology annotation, biological process: mRNA splicing, via spliceosome. The transcript has 6 exons. NCBI's taxonomy places the organism in Eukaryota, Viridiplantae, Streptophyta, Magnoliopsida, Fabales, Fabaceae. Gene Ontology annotation, cellular component: spliceosomal complex. Bases 141 to 1007 code for a protein of 288 amino acids. The record is from RefSeq and is a predicted model, not a curated record.